AUGAGUAAUAAAGUCACUACCACAAUCGCAUCCACCACCAUCACCACCUUCAAUGUUGAAAGCGGAAGCAGCAUUGCUACCACCAAAAUCAACACCAAUACCACUGUUAAGUCAGCCUCCGCAUCAGCGACCUGCCACAUCACCGGAGCACAGGCCGAAUCUACUGCCGAUGCAAUGCCUGAAAACGCCCUUAUCUUUCUGUUGCUAUCACAAGGGAUGUCCGAAGGGGAAGCGGAUUACCGUCUUUUGGAUGCGGCAAGAAAAUUGGAGUUCUACGGUUUAAAGCUUCAUCCUGCCAGGCGCUUUGAGAUCAAGAGUAAUUCCAAGCGUAGCGAAGCCACUUUAGUCAUGUCAUUCGAGACGCAUGCAAGAACUUUUGGAAGAAGUGCCUCGAACAUCACGCAUUCUUCCGAUCGCGGGAGGUGCGCGGAGAGCCGGGUGCGGGAGGCGGAGGACUGGGGGGAUUCGGGGUCAGGAAUAUGGAGCUCCGCUGCUCCUCCUGCUCACCCCUAUGCCUCGCAGCCGAGCCUUCGUUUUGCCGAAGACGUUGGACAUAAAAACAGCAGCGGUGGUGGAGGGCUCACUCGGAGUGUAAGUCUCAAAAGCGGUCGCAGUCAGGGUCUUUUCAGCAAAGGAUCGUCCUACAGAUACUGCGGGAGAACACAACAGCAACUAAUUGAAAACUCGUAUAAUUCGAGUCCAGGAAUAAUGUCUUCAGAAAAACGAUCAAAAUCGGUGGGUCGCCUUGGUUCAGGCCAAAAUCUUAGUCGCUUUGGCUCACCGCAUCUUCAUCGCAGUGUAGCUCAUGUUAAUGAAAAGCCCGGAGAGGACCUCCCAAGAAUGCUGCAACAUCAACAGUGCCUCUUUCGAGGUAGCAGCUCGAGCACAGUAGCUGCUGACUUUGGUCCGCCAACAACCAGUCUUCCAGACCAUUAUCAACUUCUUUUCCUUUCCACACCCAUUCGAAGGCCGCUUUCCACUAGAUACCGCGCUGGCAGCUCUCACUCGGUGGAUCAGAGUAGUUUGCCAACUGAAAGUCCCUGUAAAGUCGGCCCCCAACUACUGGAAUCCGAGUAUGGAGCUAGUGUGCCCCGUGUGUUCUCUGCCAGUGUGCUCAAAGCUUCCAAACGAAGACGCGAAUCUGACAGUCUGACUAACACCUCUCCGGCCGUCACCACCGUGACUACCAAACCCUCGGAUGCUGAGUCGAUUACUAAAUAUAGCCUCUUAACCAGCUCUCGACCAUCUAUUACGUCGGGACUCACGGCCGGUAGCGUCCCUUGGGCUCUCGACGAAAAAUGUGUAGAGAAAGCCACUAAAGACUCCAUUGACGAGAAGCAUGUGGAUAAGAGAAGCAAGGUCCUCACUCCCACUGAUGCCUCGUCUUCGGAAGAGCCUGUGUCCGUCCCGCUCUCUUCUAAUGGAGUCCGAACUUCUGCCCCAUCCACAGCCAUACAUGAUUUGCACACGUCAGGUCAGCGUGCUCGCACCUUCUCUGCCUAUGAGGAGCACUCUCAGUAUUCAAAUUCGCUUCCGCCCGAACACUACGACGAGGUGGCUGAGGAUGAGGAUGAUAUUUAUGAUAAUGACGACACCAAUGUUGAUAGAGCAGAUCUCUCUGAUGACUCCCUCUUGCAGCAUCCACUUUCUGUCUGCGCCUCCCGCGCUGUUUCCUCCAGCGAUCUUUACAGAUCGGAGUCAAUCGAAUUUCAGUAUCCCGUCUGCAAACUUGACGAUCAGAACUCACCGCUGGAUCAGGAACUUGAAAAUGGGUUAGGAGUCUACUUAAAACCUUCUGUUGAGUCCCGCGGCUCUCUCUUCUACCCUUCAAAAAGUGCACCUGCGAGCAGACGUACUUCAAACUACUCAACCCAUGACGAGGAGUUUGGAGAAGAGGAAGGUAUAGAGCCAAGUAGCAUCGCACCGGCUCUUUCAAUUGGUGCGAUUUCUGCCAUCACGGGUGUCUCCUGUUCCGAUGAUGAGGCUGACGAGAGUGGAGGUGGGGGUGGAGAGGGUAUCAAUACUUGCGAGAGCAGAGAUGAAGGCAAAACGGAAGCGAUGUCUCUUAUGUCUGGUCCCUCAUCUCCACCUGUCAACACUCUUUCCUCCCUGGUUGGACAACGAGCUCAAUCGGAGCCACUGCAGCCAGUGUCUUCGGUGACUGAUGGUUUGCAUGUGGAGAUCGAUUCUCAUGCUUCCAAUCAGGCACGUCGGCAGCGGUUAAGGGGAAGGAGGACAAGGAAACGUGAGCUGAGAGGCGGAUUAGAUUAUCUCGCUUAUGAUGCUUUAACAGCAACUGUUCAACAACAUGCUUCCACGGUGACAGCUAAUCCUACGUCAAGGACGCUUCGAAAGAAAUCGCUACCCCCGUACCACGAUCGUACAUUUCAACUGGCGAGGGAGCUUUCAGUUACUGAGAAGACCUACAUUAAUGCCCUGCGGCUCUUAAUCAUGCCCCUCUCCUCUUUUGAACGCCGUUGCCGGCUCGCCCCUUGGUCAACUUACAAUAUGAUCGGCACUGUAAGGAAACACCUGCGAGCCAACUGCGCCAGUCAUUGA
This is a messenger RNA of Echinococcus granulosus, 2559 nucleotides long. RefSeq lists its product as hypothetical. The record is from RefSeq and is a predicted model, not a curated record. Bases 1 to 2559 code for a protein of 852 amino acids. The transcript has 12 exons. NCBI's taxonomy places the organism in Eukaryota, Metazoa, Platyhelminthes, Cestoda, Cyclophyllidea, Taeniidae.